Messenger RNA from Planococcus citri (citrus mealybug), 2939 nucleotides. RefSeq lists its product as uncharacterized. Gene Ontology annotation, molecular function: beta-N-acetylhexosaminidase activity; protein binding. Bases 208 to 2907 code for a protein of 899 amino acids. The record is from RefSeq and is a predicted model, not a curated record. The transcript has 17 exons. Lineage: Eukaryota; Metazoa; Arthropoda; Insecta; Hemiptera; Pseudococcidae. Gene Ontology annotation, biological process: carbohydrate metabolic process.
AACGUAGCCGAAGAUACCCGAUUCUAAUCGGUCGAAGUUCGUGUUUUUGUUUUUGUACCGUUAGAUAAAACAUAAACAAUAGAUUGUGUGAUAAUUACAACCGGUUUCAUCGAUUUCGAAACCGAAUAAAUUCAUUUUGAUAGCAUGGUCGUAGUUUGCACUUUGUACCAUUAUUUCUUCGAUUCCAGCAAGUUUUCAUGUUGAUCAAUGAUAAAAAGUAUGUACAGCGAAAAUAAACUCUCAGAGGGUAUCAAAUCAGCGAUUGUUUCUGGAAGAUUAGAAGUCGUCGAGAAGUUAUUGAAUCGGGUCGACAAAUGGAAGGCCAGAUGUCAAUUAGAUGGCUGUGAUUGUUCGAAUGUUAACCACCUGUUGAAUGAAGUAGGCCCUGAUGGUGAAACUUUACUCGGAUUGGCCACUAAACUAAAUAAAUGCGAGAUUGUGAAAUACCUGCUAUCCAAAGGUGCUAGUCCUAAUGCCAUGAAUAAACAAUCAUUAACAGCCUACAAUUUGGUACCCUCUGAUGCCAUGAAACAGCUCUACAUCGAUGAACUAUUUUGGGCAGUUUGUAAGAAUAAUUUGAAAAAAGUCCAAGAAUUGCUGCUAUCCGGAUUGCCUAUAAAUUGUACAGAAAACGAUGAUACCGAAAAUACUCUAUUACACGUUGCUGCUCGUUACAGUAAUAAAAACACCGUUAUGUAUUUAUUGCGCUGUGGAGCUGAAAUUGAUGCGCUCAAUUCGUGCGGAGCUACACCACUUCACGAAGCUUUAUGUUACUCGAACGCUGAAGUUGCUGAAGUUCUGAUAAACUACGGGGCUAAUUUGAAUAUUAGGCCACACAUGGGCAAAUUUGCCGAAAAAUCGAUCGCUGAAUUGUUAUCUGAACCUCACGUAGAAAAAUUAUUCAAUAAGAACGAGUCCGAACCAAAGAACGAGCUACCUCCAAUUCCUUCUCCGAGUACAACGAAAACACCCGAACAGCAACUCGCUCGUUCAAAUACACCGGCUAAAGCCAGUCCUCCGAUGGAAGAAAUAAUUAAGAAAUUGAAGCAUUGGAAAGUAUCGAGUGAUAAUACGAAAUCUUUUGUUCAAAGAAAGCUGAAUUUAUUGUGGCCUCGUCCUCAGAAAAUUGACGAAUUGUUAGGAUCGCCGUUUAUAUUCUCCGAAGAUUUGUUUAUCUCAGUGAGAACUUCUUCGGUGUCGUUUCAUAGAAUUCUGGAUAUAUGGAAUUUAUUUCGGGAUAGUUUCGCAUCGCUUGAGAUAAACGUUGUUUUGAAGGAUAUUCAUCCGAAUUCAGUUCCUUGCAAUGAUUCGCUUCUAGAAUGUAAUAUAAAUAGAGAUCUGUUUUCCGGCGACGAUUGUUAUCAAAUUCAUGUCGCUUCUGAUAAGAUUCUCAUACAAUGUGGUGGACUUACUGGCCUAUAUUAUGCAUUGUCUACGUUUACUCAAUUACUCAAGAUUAACAAUUCGCUUUCAUUAUCGCCAAUUUUAAUUCAAGAUUACCCACAAUUAUCUCAUAGAGCGGUGCUUUUAGAUAUUUCUAACGAAAGUAAAGUUCCUAUAAUGGAUCGACUGCUGGAUAUAGUUGAUACAUUAUCAGUGUUAAAGAUCAAUUAUAUUCAUAUUUAUGCCAGAUUUUCAUCUAGCUCUACGUGGGAUCAUAGUUACAAACAGAGUGAGAUUGUUUAUUUGGAUCGUUACACUCAAGACAGAUUUGUGAAUUUAGUUCCGGUGCUAGAAAUAGAAUCUCAAAUCACAGAUGAAAUUUUACUUAAAAUGUGGCCGAUAUUUCAAAAAUUUUUAUCAUCUUUUAGUAAUUUGAGGUAUGUACAUAUAGGACCCUACUUGAGCAUGAGACUGGUGAAGAAUAUCGACUCAGAUCCAUUAAUCCACGAAAUCUAUCAUUUAUUAAAUAUUAAUCCGAGUAUUACUCUACUGCUUUGUACCAACGAAUUGAAUCAUUGCAAGGUGGUUCCUAAAUUAACGAAUUUUUUGUUAAUUAACUACGAUUUUCAAAAUGGCAAUUCUUUUUUCGAUUCGAUCGAAGCUUACAACAAGAAUGGUUUCUUAUCGAUGUUUUGUACCGGUACAUCAGCUUGGAAUUGUUUAGCUGGUUGUCCGGAAGUGUGUUUGUUCAAUAUUUUUCAAGGAAUACGCGCAGCUCGUAAAGUAAACUCGAUCGGAGUAGUCGUUGCUAAUUGGCCAGGACUAUAUUUAAUCACUCCGGUAGCUUUUGCUUGGCCUGGUUUUCUAAUUGCUUCUGGUUUCAGUUGGAAUAGCGAUAUCAAUUUGGAUGAUUUUAGCAGCACUCUGUCAAGUUUGUUGGAUAUGCAUGUUUUCGAAGCGAAUAAUAAAGAUCAAGGAGUCGGUCACGUGAUCACUGGAUUAGGAUAUCUGGAAUGUGAAGCUUUAAGAAUGAAUGAUCUUAAUUUCAAUAUGAAUCCAUCGGUGCCUCCUUGUGGAUCUAUUUUUUAUCAAUUAUUAACCGAUAUUAGUCACGUUAAUUUUAAUAACUUCAUGUCGAAUUUUUUCGAAAAUACCAUUAAAACGUUGAAGAAAACGCAAGAUUACCUUUCUCAAGUUUCGCUCAAAAGUGCCACUUCGGAUCAAGUGAUUACCGAACUGAGUAAUACUGUCGAAUUGUUGCUGUGUGCUUGUAAAAUUGGGCAAGGACUCUACGUAAUCAAUUCCACGUCUAAUAGAAAUGUUGAAAUAGUUUCCUCUCGUAGUAUUAUCCAUUUACCAUCUGUUUUGAAAUCGGAUUUAAUUGAUAGAUUACAUUCCAUACGUGAUAUUUAUUCGGAAUUAUGGUACCAACAAAAUUUACCUUCCGGAUUACACAAAUCCCUGAACUUUUUUACAAAUAUUUUACAAAAGCUGUCUGCUGAAGGACAAACGAAUAAAGUAUAAUGUUUUUAAAUAAAAUGUAUUUUAGAAUUUUA